GCGCUUGCGUGACGUCAACGAGUUUAAAUUUCGCGCCGCGCCCUGGCUUCACAAUAGAAGACCCCGUAGUGCUUUGGCAAUUUCAAAAUGGCGUUGUAUUCACCCAGUAGGUGAGGUGAGCGAUUGGUAAGUUUUUUCCUCGUCACCGGACUCUGUGGACGCAUUCAUCAGCAAUUGUUUGGCUUCGUGAACUUUAUCCGGAUCGCGUGCGCCGACGUGUGUCUCGGAAAAGCCGUCAGCCGCGCUGUGCAAUAUUUCGAUGCAUUUUUCGCCGUGGUUUUGUUACUCUUUCGAAGCCUAAAUCCAGGCUAGCACAGUGGCAUCUUUCCGAGAUACGUGUUAAGCCUAAAAGCUGUGCCUACUUAACCCUAAAACAAUUUAAAUUUUCGCCUGGCGGCCUGCAUCCCCGUCGGCGGAGCGGCCGGACGGACCGGCGGGCAUUGUGCUUCCGCGACGUGUCGUGCAAAAGUGGCGAGACCCAGAGGCCUGCGUCGGGCUGUGUGCUGAGCCGUGGUCGGUCCCGCAGGAGCCCAGCGACCGGGAUGUGAUCGGCGGCGCGACAGUCAAGCGAAGAGCGGAGAAGCAGCGCCCGACGUCGUUCGACCGACGACGAGUAUGGCGGAUACGAGAAGACGCGUCAAAUUGUACGCCUUGAACGCCGAUCGCCAGUGGGAUGACCGCGGCACGGGCCAUGUGUCGUCUUCGUACGUUGAGCGGCUCAAGGCUAUGUCCCUUCUCGUUCGGGCCGAGUCGGACGGCUCGUUACUCUUGGAAUCAAAAAUACAGCAGGACACCGCCUACCAGAAGCAACAGGAGACGCUGAUCGUGUGGUCAGAAGGUGACAACUAUGACCUAGCAUUGAGCUUUCAGGAGAAGGCGGGAUGUGACGAGAUAUGGGAAAAAAUCUGCCAGGUGCAGGGCAAGGACCCCUCGGUGGACAUCACACAAGACGUGGUCGAGUCUGAGGACGAGCACCUGGAAGAGGCCAGUGAUGGCCUGCCGCCCGUGGAGCUUCCCCCUUGCGAGACCCAGCGGCUUGGAGAGCUGGCCGCCCUGGUCCAGAGUUGCCUGCCUUCGCCCGUGCGACGAGACAAACUGGCCACCGCCCUCGAGGAGCAGGACUACAUACGGCGCCUGCUGCCCGUCUUCCACACCUGCGAGGACUUGGACUACCGGGAGGGUUUGUACCAACUAUACGACAUCUUCAAGGGCAUCUUCUUAUUAAACAAGAAUGCACUGUUUGAUGCCAUGUUUGCUGAGGACGCCAUCUUGGACGUUGUCGGCAUUCUGGAGUAUGAACCAGGCUGUCCAGCAGGCCAGAGGCGGCGGCAUAGGGACUACCUUCGGCAGGUGUCGAAAUUUCGGGAAGUGAUCCCCCUGGGGAAUCCCGAGCUGCUUGCCAAGAUCCACCAGACGUACCGGGUGCAGUACAUCCAGGAUGUGGUGCUGCCCACACCCUCAGUCUUUGAGGAGAACAUGCUCUCCACUCUCUCAUCAUUCAUCUUCUUCAACAAGGCCGACAUUGUCUCUAUGCUUCAGGAGGACGAAAAGUUCCUGAGUGAACUUUUUGCCCAGCUGACAGAUGAGGCAACAGACGAUGACAAGCGACGGGACCUUGUGCUUUUCCUCAAGGAGUUUUGUACAUUUUCACAAACGCUACAGCCACAGUGUAGAGAAUCAUUUUUUAAGACACUAUCAAGUUUAGGUAUUCUACAAGCAUUGGAAAUUACUUUGGGCAUGGAGGACACAGUGAUCAAGACGGCCUCCAUCGACAUCCUCUCCUACUUAGUGGACUACAGUCCGUCCAUGGUGCGCGAAUACGCAUUCCAGCAGUCCAACGUGCAGGACGACGAUCAACUGCUGAUCAACAUCAUCAUUGAACAGAUGAUCUGUGAUCCUGACCCAGACCUUGGUGGGGCGGUACAGCUUUCAGGCAUCUUGCGGUUAUUGCUUGACCCUGAGAACAUGCUUUCCCUUGACACUUCUGAAUUUCUCAACUUCUUCUACAAGCACUGUAUGCAUGUGCUUAUAGCUCCAGUACUUGCCAAUACCACCGGCGAUGCGCCCAGCAAAGAGACGAGCCAGACAGCGCAACUGCUGAGCCUGAUUGUGGAGCUGCUGUCGUUCUGCGUGGAGCACCACUCGUACCACAUAAAGAACUACGUGCUGCACAAGGACCUGCUUCGAAGGGUGCUCGUCCUCAUGCGCUCCAAGUUCACCUUCCUCGUGCUGUGUGCACUGCGCUUCAUGCGGCGCAUUGUGGGCCUCAAGGAUGAGUUCUACAACCGCUACAUCAUCAACGGGAACCUGUUCGGGCCUGUGGUGGAUGCCUUUCGGGAAAACAAUGGCCGCUACAACCUCCUUGACUCGGCUGUGCUGGAGCUGUUUGAGUUCAUCCGAGUGGACGACGUGAAGUCCCUGUGCCUACACGUGGUCGAGCGUUACGGCAAGGUUCUCGACAAGGUGGACUACGUGCAGACAUUCAAAUCUCUCCGGCUCCGCUACGAGCAGCACCAAGAGCGACUUCGCGAGCGGCCUUCCCUGGAAGGCAGCAUCCUUCGCGGGGCAGGUGGCGGGGGUGGGGGCAUGCCCGGAGCAGCCCUGGGUCCCGCUGUGGUAGGAGGAGGCACCCUUGGGGCGGCAGCACGGUUCCGGCGUGACCCGCGGCAGCUCGAGGAAGACGAGGAGAUGUGGUUCAAUGAGGAAGAGGAGGAGGAAGAGGAGCUGGAAGGGCCACCGGGAGCCGUGGCACCAGCUGACAGUUUUAGCCGGCGCCUGGACGCCGAGUUCGAUCAGCUGGGAAAGAUCCUGGACAAGAAAGCGCAAGAGAGAGAGGGCAAGGAAAAUGUGCGCACCUUAAACCGAUCAGGGUCGCCAGUUUUGAACAACAGUGCUGGACGGCGGAGCCCGUCUAAUCCAGCAGGACCUCUGAGCCCCACGACAGUGGUGGAGGUCAAAUCCCCCACGGGACCCCUUCAACAGCGAAAGGGUGGCCUUGUUGACUACCCCGAUGAAGACUCUGACGAGGAAGAGGAGGAGGAGGAGGACGGCAGUAUGACAACAAGCGGUCUUCCCUCUGCGAAACGGCCGCGACUGUCAUCUUAGCGCCCACCAAGAGUGCUCCCCCGCCCCUCCCCAGCACUGCUGUGCAUGUGCGUGUGCACCACCGUCGUCUUCUCGUCCAUCCAUCCCUCACCAUGAAGCGCCCCCCCAUCCUGCUGUGUGCCGGCAGCAAGAUUCCCUUGACGCAGUGGACAGCAUUGCCAUCGUCUUCGUCACCUGGGCAGUGAUCACAAGCUCUUCACCACAACUAAGGCCAUGGGCCUCUCUCUCAUCACUGCUUGCUGCCAUGGGUGGAUACGAGAAACCAGGCAGCAAUGGCAGCUGCGAGACGCUGCCAUGACGACGGCUGAUGUGCCAGUCAUGACAACUAAAAACUUCAACAUGGCGACUGCCCUCCCCCCAUCCCGUUUCGUUUUUCAUUGUUUAGUAUCAGCUGCUGUGACGUCACCUUUUUCUAUAGACUUCGCACAACAGGGAUGUGCUUCUAGGGGGAGAAAAGUAUGUGAAGGACAGAUAGUAGCGCCACUACCUUAUUUUGCCAUGUUGUGCUAUGCCUCUGCGUUUGAAGAUCUCUUCUUCUGUCUUCUCCAGUUUCCAUCCUUUUUUCGUUAUUUCUCCCCUCAUCACCAGAGAGACGUUCGCAUCACCACCGUUGCCCUUUCUCAAGACCAUCUCCCGGCACCUGCCAUCUUGCAUCCUACCUUCUCUGUACAUAGUUAUACAUAAACAAUAGAUAUAUAUAUAUAUGUGUGUACACAUACGCACCGUACAUGCAUAUAUAUGUGUGUGUAUACAUACACAAAUUUAUAUAUAUAUUAUAAAUAUAUAUAAAGGGUAUGUAUCAAGCAUCAACUGAACGUUAAACUUUGGAAACUGUAAAAAAAAUGCAACGACCGCAGUAUGCGCUGGCAGCCUGGAACAAAGUGGUAAAAACGAAUGUUUGUAGCUGUAAACAUUUUCGAGUUCUCAAAAGGCUGUGGCGUGAAGCCGGAGCUCUGGGAGUCAUUGGCGACCAUCAUUUCACGCUAUGCUAUUCUCACAAGUCUCUUGGUUGUAACUCUCGCUUCCGUCCGGGAUUUCUCCUGGAUAACACAUCAUCUAGUGUCAUCAUCUGCUUCGAUUUCGCAAUAUUUGCAACCCCGCGCAGUAGCGGUACAUUUACUUUUGUGGCCCUCUCACGAGCCGCGUUUAAUUAGUUCACACCUUGCAUCUCGUUCCUUCCCAUACUUCACCAUAGUUCAUUUUGCGUAGACUCCUUCCUUGUUUCCUGUACAUCUAUCUAUUCAUGGGCCUCCACCGUGCCUAGUUCUGUCAAGAAUGCAUUUUUCUUUCUAAAAAAAGAAGAAAAAAUAAUCAUAAUUCAAGCAAGUCUGUCUUUGUUUCGUUCACUUCCAUCCCAACGUGGGAUGGGGAAGAAAUGGAUUACGUGGCUUUGGUUGCUUUCGGGAAAGAAGGAAGUGUUGUCAUCUUUGCCUAAAGGACCAGUUCUGAUUUUUUUUCAGUUUUUUUUUUCUGUUUUUGGCAAAGAACAUGUUGCGUGAACAAGUGUCUGCAAGAAGAGUGAGCAAGUUGUGCAGGUGCGCUUGACAACACAGUCGAACUUUACCUUUGCCCUCGUCGGGGGAUGUGUGCAAACAGCUAGGGCAGAGAGAGAGAGACAGACAUUGCAUCAUUGUGAAGAAAACAGAGAUAAAAGUGAAACUACAAAGCAUCUACCAAGGCAAGGAAUGCCUCACCUCACUGUGGUGCAUGUGCGAAAGGCCGUUGUUUUCACAAUGUCAGUGCAAGACAAGUCUUUUUUUUAUUAUUAUUAUUAUUAUUUGUGACAGAUUUGACUGCCAAGUGACUGCCACAGCUGGCAACUCGUCGACCAACUUGACAUUGGUGCGUCUUUUUUUUUUUUUUUUUCCCUAGUGCCCCUCCUUUCUUUGUUAAUUUUUUUUCUUCUUCUUUCAAGCCCAUAAAUGACGCCACUUCCUGCCAUGCAGAGGCGGACAGAGAAGUUGUGUCUCUGUAGAGUAUAUUCCUCCCCUGGUGUUGAUUUUCUUUAUUAUAAUAAAAACCAGUUGUUUCAGCUGUGACUGCAUCAAAAGCAGCAGUGUGUGA
This is a messenger RNA of Dermacentor albipictus, 5169 nucleotides long. RefSeq names its product serine/threonine-protein phosphatase 4 regulatory subunit 3 flfl (gene flfl). Gene Ontology annotation, molecular function: protein phosphatase activator activity. Gene Ontology annotation, biological process: DNA damage response; protein dephosphorylation. The record is from RefSeq and is a predicted model, not a curated record. Lineage: Eukaryota; Metazoa; Arthropoda; Arachnida; Ixodida; Ixodidae. Gene Ontology annotation, cellular component: protein phosphatase 4 complex; nucleoplasm.